AUGGACGACUUCUUUACCCCGGUCAGCACCACCUACCUCAAGGCAAGGCCCAAGCAACCCUUGCUGGAAGGGUCGGCUCUAAGCAAGGAGCCGCAGUCAUUGAAACCGGCCGUGACUGAAGUGUCUUCUGCUGAGCGUGCUCUAGAGAUUUUAAAGAGCCAGCCAGAUUAUGACAGUUUGAAUGUGGUCCUCAGGUCCCUCAAUGAUGGCAGUGUUGCUGCAACAGGAUUCAGACUCGCAAAACCAAGCCCCGAGGCUGCGCAAAUUAUUCAGUGUCUCGUCUCAGAGAUCGUUCCCAACUAUUGGCCUUUACUCAAAGAAGACGCCCCCGGAGAGUCUGGUAUUCAAGAUGCCGACAGCCCAAGAGACGUCGACUUGCUACUCAGGUGCUUGAGAAGUGUCACGGGUCUCAACGCCAUCAUAACCCGCAUGAAGGCCUUGAUCCAAGAAUCCAAGGCCAGCGCCAAGGAUAUUAAGCGGCCAGAUCUAAGCCUCAACCUGAAUGUACUACUCGAGGUCAGCUCAGCGGUAUUGGGUAGGGACGAGCACCUUGCUGUUCUAUGGACGGCAAGUAGCACAGGACUGGAUUCUGCGGCGAUAAGACGUCCAAUGGCGAAUGAGUUCAUGGCGCUGAUAGCUGGUGGACGACUCGUUUCAGUCGCAGCUGAGGCAGAUGCCAUCGCCAACCCGGACAGAAUCGGCAGAAACCAACUUUGGGUGACAGACGGACAACAAUACAGCAGGUGGUUGGGUCGGAGUGUCGGGUAUUGGUCGAAGGGUGACAUCUUGCCUGACGAUGCGAAGCUCUGCUCGGAGGUUUUCACACGAGCACUUCGUCUCGAUGCCCUGAUGAAACAGUUCAUCGGGGACCUUUUGUUUGGCCCCCUGGAAAGCCGUAAUGCCUUCUUCAAGAUCUUUGGCCAAUUUUCUCAACUCGAGACAAAGCGAUUCAUUUUUGCUGUUCUCAAGCAUCUAUCGGAAACGUUUCUCAACAAGCUGGGCGACGUCGAACCCCUGAAACCGAAUUCGACCAUAUCCGCUGCUGCUGGCAUCAUCGAGAAGGUAGUCUCCAAUGAAGAAACCCGAAAGAGACAUUUGAUCUCGUGGUUGACCAGCUCAACCGGUGCCGGCCUGGGUGAUGGCAUAGGUAUCAGACGCGCAGUCAUGGCGGCGCUCGCAAAGGACAGAGAAUGCGUGACUCAGGUGUUUGAAAAGAGCCUUCACCAGUUCGGCGAUCAGCUGUAUAUUAAGCACUCCCCGAUCAUGCAACAACAAGGCCAUGCCCAGGUUCUUCUCCUAAGCGCCAGUUAUGUCAACAAGCUGUCGCCCCUAAAACUUAAGAUGCUCAUGCGAUCUUCAAGCUACCUCAACACUGUGUCUAACCGGAUCGGCGCCUCACAAGAGAGGGCUGGGUUCUUUGGUAUGGCUGUGGGCGAGGCACUCUCGAGCCUCAUCGACGGUGGCGACAAGAAAUUGGACUUCAAAAUGGAAGAAAUGACGACAGAGGAAGCCCAGUUCUACAAAGACCUCGUCAAAACUCUGGACAGUGUCGGUCCUAUUGACACAUUGAUCAACACCCCCGAGGUGGAACAGAACAAACAGCCCCAACCUCCAGUACCCCAUCGCCGGAAACCUGCACCGAAAUCCAAGCAAGCAGCCGCACCCUCAAAGUUCAUCAUCCAGGAGGUCUCGGACUCUGAGAGCGAGGACGAGGACCUCGUGCCCUACAUCAAGCCCUCCGAUGACCCAGAAGACUCGGACGAGGACGCUACGCUCGUCCGCCGCGAUAAGCCGAAAGCCCCGGUCUACGUUCGCGAUCUCAUAGCCUACCUUCGCGACACCGACAACUAUGACAAGCAGAAGCUGGCCCUCACCACAGCCCCGUCCUUGAUACGCCGCAAAGCAAAUUUCGGCACCGAGGUCUCCUCUCACGCGGACGAGCUUGCCACCCUUCUCGUCGGCCUACAGGACAAGUUUGAGAUAGAAAACUUCUACGAGCUCCGUCUUCAGGGCAUGAUAGCCAGCGUCGCAGCUCAGCCGCAGAAGAUGGGCCAGUGGUUCGCAAAGACGUUCUUCGACGGCGACUACUCCGUCUCCCAGCGCGCCGCAAUCCUCAUCGUCCUAGGCCUCAGCGCUCGCGAGCUCGCCGGCUUCGACACUUCAGAGUAUGCUGCCGCCGCAUCUUUCCCCUCCAAACGCCUUCCGGAAAAGAUGGAAGCGCUCUACCUCGACACGUCCGCCGCACAGACCCGGCUCUCCUCCUCGUCGAACCUCAAGGCCAUCCCGGCCAACGCCCUCGACACCAUCGCCGAUUCCCUGACAUCCUCCUUCCUCGCCCCCAUAGCCGCCAACGCAGCAGACGCAACCACAGGGCCCGACGUCCUCAAGCUCUCAACCUUCACCUCUCGCCUUCCCUCAAAGUCUUCCAAGAAAACCGGCGUCCGGUCCAUCCCGAACACGACGGCCUCCGUGCUCGCCGCCUCGUUCUUCUUCCCGCUGACAGCCCGCUUUCAGCACGCCCUGCGCUCCCGCUCCGCCCGCUCGGGCAUCUUCAUCCAGCCCUAUCUCCUCUCCCUCUACCUAAAGACCCUGGCUGUGCUCAUUCACGCCGCGGGUCCCGCGACACUGGCCCUCCCGCAGAUGACGGCCGAGCUUUGGGACUUGCUACUGGGCAUCCGCACCCACGUCAACGGCGACGUACCGGGUAUGCACGCGCUACUGGUCGCGCUGGCGGCCAUGCUCGAGGUCAAUGAGGCCUCCGAUAUGCGGCGGUUGUGCGAGGCCCACCCGCGCGAGGUUGUCGAGACGCAGGAAUGGGUAAGCGGGAUUUUCAACGGCACACGUGGCGAAGAUGGCGGAGAGGAGAAUAAUGUGAAGAUGCUCUCCGCCGCGGUGCUCAUCAAGCUGCAAGAGGCAACGGAAAAGUAUCGCGCCUUACUCCUGGGUGACAUGAUAGGUUUCUCCUAG
Messenger RNA from Colletotrichum orchidophilum, 2967 nucleotides. Its product is annotated as telomere length regulation protein. NCBI's taxonomy places the organism in Eukaryota, Fungi, Ascomycota, Sordariomycetes, Glomerellales, Glomerellaceae. Gene Ontology annotation, molecular function: Hsp90 protein binding; telomeric repeat DNA binding. The record is from RefSeq and is a predicted model, not a curated record. Bases 1 to 2967 code for a protein of 988 amino acids. Gene Ontology annotation, cellular component: cytosol. Gene Ontology annotation, biological process: telomere maintenance via telomerase; protein stabilization. The transcript has 3 exons.